This is a messenger RNA of Hippopotamus amphibius kiboko, 1262 nucleotides long. RefSeq names its product aldo-keto reductase family 1 member E2 (gene AKR1E2). The coding region runs from base 73 to 984 and encodes 303 amino acids. Gene Ontology annotation, cellular component: cytosol. The transcript has 10 exons. The record is from RefSeq and is a predicted model, not a curated record. NCBI's taxonomy places the organism in Eukaryota, Metazoa, Chordata, Mammalia, Artiodactyla, Hippopotamidae. Gene Ontology annotation, molecular function: aldose reductase (NADPH) activity.
GUCACUAAUCCGGCGUCCCCUCGGGCGGCGUCCCUUGGGAGUGGCGCGGCGGCCGCAGACGGGGCCGGAAGCAUGGAGGAGAUCCCGGUGCUGGGCCUGGGCACCUGGCAGGCGGCCCCGGGGGAGGUGGCGGAGGCGGUGAAGGCGGCGAUAGACGCGGGCUACCGGCACCUCGACUGCGCUUACCUGUACCACAACGAGAGCGAGGUCGGCCUGGGCAUCCAGGACAAGGUCAAGGAGGGCGUGGUGAGGCGGGAGGACCUGUUCGUCGUCAGCAAGCUCUGGUGCACCUGCCAUAAGAAGUUCCUGGUGAAAGCCGCCUGCACCAGGAGUCUGAAGGCCUUGAAGCUGGAGUACUUGGACCUCUACCUCAUGCACUGGCCCAUGGGCUUCAAGUCCGGAGAGAUAGACUUGCCUGUGGACCACAAUGGCAUGAUCAUCCCCAGUGACACGGACUUCCUGGACACAUGGGAGGCCAUGGAGGACCUGGUGACCGCAGGCCUCGUGAGAACCAUCGGGGUGUCCAACUUCAACCACGAGCAGCUCGAGAGACUUCUGAAUAAGCCCAACCUGAAGUUCAAGCCGGUGACCAACCAGAUCGAGUGCCACCCGUACCUGACUCAGAAGAAGCUGAUCAAUUUCUGCCAAUCGAGAAACGUGUCCGUGACUGCGUACCGGCCCCUCGGGGGCUCCAGUGAGGGGGUGCACCUGAUGGAAGACCCUGUGAUCCAGACGAUCGCUCAGAAGCACAAGAAGUCUGUGGCUCAGAUUUUGAUCCGAUUUCAUAUCCAGAGGAAUGUGAUAGUGAUUCCCAAGUCCGUCAACCCAAAGCGGAUUCUUGAGAAUAUCCAGGAAGGUGUGUUUGAUUUUGAGUUAUCGGAACAGGAUAUGACAGACCUCUUCAGCCUGGACCGGAAUCUCCGUUUGUCCACGUUCCCCAUAACUGAAAAUCACAAGGACUAUCCCUUCAAGGCAGAGUACUGAGGACCCUGCUCGGCACGGGCAGCUCUGGCCAGGGGUGGGGGACGCAGUUGGGUUUGGGUGGGUCCCUGCCUGCAGCAGAAGUGCCCGGAGACAUCCAAGGAGCCGUGUGUGGUCAGUGCCUGAAGGAGGAGGCUUCGUGAGACCGAGACCGGUGGUUGCUGUCCUCCAGGAACGCCUUCUCGUCCUAAGCGUCCCUGGAGCACACAGUGUGAAGGGUCCUUAUGAGGCCCACUGUAUGGCCUGUACUCACAACAGGAUACUUGAUGGCUCAUGAGUGA